CGGAGGAAGAGGAGGAUACUAUUGGUCUUCAAUUGGGACAGGCAUCACAAGCCGACGGGCGCUUCUUUCGCCCGCCUUCCGCAAAACCCACAACUCGAAGAGCUUCCGCUUCAACGCCUUCCGCUCCUCUCCUGUAGAUCGACACCUCUCCGAUCCAACCUACGGAGUACUCCCGUAUUCACCGCACACCCUCGCCGCCAUGCCCGGACCCUUCACAUCGCGCUCCUUCAGCGCCACGCUCCCCAACACCUUCGCCUCUAAAUACCGCAAAGCCCUGCAAAAGCACCCCUUCCUACUCUUCGGACUGCCCUUCGUCACUACAAUAGUAGCCGGCUCCUUCAUGCUCACGCCCGCCACCGCCCUCCGGUACGAGCGCUACGAUCGCAAGAACCAGCAGAUGAGCCACGAGGAGGCCAUGGGCUUGGGGCAGAACAGGAGGAAGGUGGAUAUGCGGGAUGAAUAUUAUAGACUGCAGGCUAAAGAUCUAGAGAACUGGGAGCAGAGGCGGGUGAAGAGGCUACCGGGCGAGGUGGAUGGCAUCUUGGAAUGAGCCCCGUAAUUACAUAACUGUGCGGCAUAGACACGGCGUUCUCCGAAUCAGGCUCAACAUUGGGACAUCCAAGGCGUUUGGUAGAUGUUGCUGGAAGCAGGCAGAUACCUCUCCUCUCAAUUAGCGAGUCCGUUCUCUCUUAUACGGGGGGGAUCGUAGAUGGGCACCAAGAGAACUGCACUGUCUCUCGCUCCCUGGGGUAGCGAAUAUCCAAGAUUGAAUUGACCUUGGGUUUUGAAUGCCACGUAAGGCAGAUAUUAAAUAAGACAACUAAGCACAUAGUGGCUGUUAUCUCUAGAUACCCAAUCCAUCAUUAACUAUGCCCCAUG
Messenger RNA from Trematosphaeria pertusa, 879 nucleotides. Its product is annotated as cytochrome c oxidase assembly protein COX16, mitochondrial. Gene Ontology annotation, cellular component: mitochondrial inner membrane. The record is from RefSeq and is a predicted model, not a curated record. Gene Ontology annotation, biological process: mitochondrial respiratory chain complex IV assembly. Lineage: Eukaryota; Fungi; Ascomycota; Dothideomycetes; Pleosporales; Trematosphaeriaceae. Bases 200 to 550 code for a protein of 116 amino acids. The transcript is spliced from 2 exons.